Messenger RNA from Parus major (Great Tit), 1655 nucleotides. It is a transcript of the gene AMACR, whose product is annotated as alpha-methylacyl-CoA racemase. NCBI's taxonomy places the organism in Eukaryota, Metazoa, Chordata, Aves, Passeriformes, Paridae. Gene Ontology annotation, molecular function: alpha-methylacyl-CoA racemase activity. The transcript is spliced from 5 exons. The coding region runs from base 106 to 1266 and encodes 386 amino acids. Gene Ontology annotation, biological process: bile acid metabolic process. The record is from RefSeq and is a predicted model, not a curated record. Gene Ontology annotation, cellular component: mitochondrion.
GAGCGGCGGCUGGAGCCUGCCUCGGGCGCCGGGGCCGCUGGAGGGCGGCGGGGUGGCCCCAGGCCGCGUCCGAGAUCGAUGUGAGGGCGCUCGACAGCGGCGGCGAUGGCGCUGAGCGGGGUGCGGGUGCUGGAGCUCGCCGGACUGGCGCCCGCGCCGCUCUGCGGGAUGAUCCUCUCCGACUUCGGGGCGCAGGUGGUGCGAGUGAACCGCCCGUCCCGCUCCGGCGCGGCCUUUGAGCACUCAGACGUGCAGGCCCGCGGGAAGCGCUCCUUGGCGCUCGACCUGAAGCGGCCGCAGGGCGCCGCGGCGCUGAGGCGGCUGUGCGGCGGGGCCGACGUGCUCAUCGAGCCCUUCCGCCACGGUGUCAUGGAAAGACUUGGGCUUGGCCCAGAGGUCCUUCUACAGGAGAAUCCCAGACUCAUCUAUGCUCGACUUACUGGGUUUGGCCAGACAGGAAAAUAUGCCAAGUCUGCAGGUCAUGACAUCAAUUACUUGGCUUUAUCAGGUGUGCUGUCAAAGCUGGGUAGAAAGAAUGAAAAUCCUUAUCCACCUGCAAACCUUCUGGCCGAUUUUGCUGGUGGAGGUGUCAUGUGUGCAUUGGGCAUUGUUAUAGCCCUCUUUGAACGUGCCAGAUCUGGCAGAGGGCAGGUCAUCGAUGCAAGUAUGGUAGAAGGAGCUGCAUACCUAAGUUCUUUCCUGUGGAAAUCGCAAAGUUUGGGUCUUUGGAGCCAGCCUCAAGGUGAAAACCUGCUGGAUAGUGGUGCGCCUUUUUAUGAAAUCUACAGGACCUCUGAUGGAAAAUUCAUGGCUGUUGGUGCCAUUGAGCCUGUAUUUUAUAAACAGUUAAUAAAAGGUCUUGGGCUAAAUUUUGAUGAACUCCCUGCUCAGAUGAGUUUCUCUGACUGGCCUGAAAUGAAGAAAAAAUUUGCAUCCAUAUUUGCACAGAAGACACAGGCUGAGUGGUGCAGCAUAUUUGAUGGCACUGAUGCCUGUGUGACCCCCGUUUUAUCCAUCAAUGAUGCUGCCUCACAUCAGCAUAACAAAGAAAGAAGUUCUUUUAUCAAAAAUGAUCAGGGAGAGAUAAGUCCUAGACCAGCUCCUGUUCUAUCAAGGACUCCUGCUGUUCCAUCAUGUAAAAGAGAUCCUUUUAUAGGAGAGCACACAGAAGAGAUACUUCUAGAAUAUGGUUUCACUAAGCAAGAAAUUGCUAAACUUUAUUCUGAUAAAGCAAUAGAAUCCAAUAACCUGAAAGCUAAUUUAUAAUUUCUGACUAUGCAUAUCAGAUAAAUUACAGGCUGAUACUGCAAGCUUUUAUACUUCAAAAUUUAACUAUAUGACAAAUAAAUUGUUUGCAUAAUACUGCUUUUAAAUAAUUUAUAUUUUUCAAUUAUUGACAUCUUUAAUUUGAAAACAGUGGGACAUAUGUACUUGUGUACUGGGAUGAUCUGUUGUGUAGAAUGAUACUCUAAUUGCAUUCUGAAGAUACACACAGUUUACUUGUGAAGCACCUGUAAACUCUCAGAAUGUUUGUUUAAAUAUUGUGUCCUUUGGCUUGAUUAUUUUAAUUCUUGGUUAUACCACUGAUUUGUAAUACAUGUUGUAAUUACCUGAAAGCAAUUCUUUUAAUAAAAUAUAGUUAUAUUAUUCUUAAA